Messenger RNA from Olea europaea var. sylvestris, 1979 nucleotides. RefSeq names its product probable serine/threonine-protein kinase PIX7. Gene Ontology annotation, molecular function: protein kinase activity; ATP binding. Gene Ontology annotation, biological process: protein phosphorylation. NCBI's taxonomy places the organism in Eukaryota, Viridiplantae, Streptophyta, Magnoliopsida, Lamiales, Oleaceae. The coding region runs from base 306 to 1751 and encodes 481 amino acids. The record is from RefSeq and is a predicted model, not a curated record. The transcript is spliced from 7 exons.
UUUUUUUUUUUCUCUCACUUCUUUUCACGCAAAACGCACGUUUCUCCCUUACUCCCUCAGUCCUCUUUUUCUCUCACUACAAUACUCACACUCACACAUACGCACACGUUACACACCUUGUUUGGCCUCGAAAACGCCUCGUGUCAGUCUCUUUCUUCGGAACAAACCAUUUCUCUUUGGAAUGGCCAAAUGGGCGUAGACAGUAUAUCACUGCUUGUUCUUUGUCUAGAGUUCUCUGUGUGUGUGUUUAUAUGUGGGCGCGAGUGAAAAGGAAAUAUGCGCGAGUGUAAUUGCUUUAUUUUUGAAUGGUUUGGAGGAAAAUGGGCCUAGGUCUUGAAGCUAUCAAUGCUGGUUCUAUGGAUGUGAGCAAAUCAAAAUCGAAGGGAAGGAAAAACAUACACAACGAUGAUGAUGAAGAUAAUGCUGAGGCGACUGGUUGUUGGAUUAAGUUCAGAUUCUUUGGAAGCUGCAUAUCUUCUAGGGCUAAUGUUGAUAGCUCCGUUAGUGGCUCGAGCUCGCAAUAUGCUGAAAGUAAAUCUACAAAUGAUACGAGUAGAGACCAACCAGUUGCUCCAGUCAUAUCAUCUUCAACAACCAGCAACACAGAAAGCAUACCGUCUACUCCUAUUGUAGGCGAGGAAUUGAAAAUUGCUUCUCAGCUUCGAAGGUUCACCUAUAAUGAAUUGAAGAUUGCCACGAGGAACUUUAGGCCUGACAGUCUCCUUGGUGAGGGUGGCUUUGGUUGUGUUUUCAAAGGUUGGAUCAACGAGACUGGAUUUGCACCAGUUAAACCUGGCACGGGGCUCACGGUUGCCGUGAAAACUCUCAAUCAUGAUGGACUUCAGGGUCACAAAGAGUGGCUUGCUGAAGUAAAUUAUCUCGGUGACCUCAUCCAUCUACAUUUGGUUAAAUUAAUAGGCUAUUGCAUAGAGGAUGACCAAAGGCUCCUUGUCUAUGAGUUUAUGCCUCGGGGAAGCUUGGAGAAUCACUUGUUUAGAAGGUCCCUGCCUCUUCCUUGGUCCAUAAGAAUGAAAAUUGCAUUGGGUGCAGCAAAGGGCCUUGCGUUUCUUCAUGAAGAAGCUGAAAGACCAGUUAUAUAUAGAGAUUUUAAGACUUCGAACAUCCUACUAGAUGCAGAUUAUAAUGCAAAGCUUUCUGAUUUUGGUCUUGCCAAAGAUGGUCCAGAGGGAGAUAAGACGCAUGUAUCUACUCGUGUAAUGGGAACAUAUGGCUAUGCUGCCCCCGAGUAUGUGAUGACAGGACAUCUAACAGCAAAGAGUGACGUUUACAGCUUUGGGGUGGUUUUGCUUGAAAUGUUAACUGGGAGAAGAUCAAUGGACAAAAGCCGGCCAAAUGGGGAACAUAACUUGGUGGAAUGGGCAAGACCAUAUCUUGGAGAAAGGAGAAGGUUCUAUAGGCUCUUAGAUCCAAGUCUAGAGGGUCGUUUCUCAAUAAAAGGUGCGCAGAAGGCUGUGCAGUUGGCGGCUCUAUGCCUUAGCCGUGAUGCCAAAGCUCGACCUCUGAUGAGUGAAGUUGUUGAAGCCCUUGAACCGUUGCCUAAUUUGAAGGACAUGGCCUGUUCCUCGUCCUAUUUCCAGGCCAUGCACUCGGAACGUGCUGCUGCCAGAAUGCAAGUUGGUUCGCUGAAGAAUGGGCAGCCGACUAGGAGUCCUGCCUUGCCAUACCGUCGGCAAGCCUCACCAAAUCAACAUAUUCAGCCUCUCCGUUCACCAAAACCAGGCGAAACAUAACUAGAACGCAUUCGUAUCAUUCUUUAUAAAAUUCUUUUGUUGUGUGGCUGGUUCUCACAUUCAAGGUGAGAGAUCAGGUGCAGUUUUAGAGGAUUUCUGGGCCCUAUUUUGCUUGUUUGGUGAAUUCUGAGUUGGUAUUUCAGUAUACAGAAUGAUGGAGUUGGAUAUUUUGUGUAUAGUUGUUUGACUCCAAACCCCUUUUGGUUAUAACUUAUUAAAAAUUCCAUA